Messenger RNA from Musa acuminata AAA Group (dessert banana), 1698 nucleotides. Its product is annotated as serine/threonine-protein phosphatase PP1 isozyme 3. The record is from RefSeq and is a predicted model, not a curated record. Bases 275 to 1342 code for a protein of 355 amino acids. Gene Ontology annotation, molecular function: protein serine/threonine phosphatase activity. Gene Ontology annotation, cellular component: cytoplasm; nucleus. The transcript is spliced from 5 exons. Lineage: Eukaryota; Viridiplantae; Streptophyta; Magnoliopsida; Zingiberales; Musaceae.
GUGAGUGGAAAUCGAUGUGACGAAGGAAAGAGAAACCCUACUGUAUCGGGGAAGAGAGGGCGGUUCUCGAAAUGGAAGAAAAUUCGGAGGCGAUGGGGCUGCGGAGUCUUGAAAUCUCGCGAUAUGGGUUUCACAGCGACUUUGGGGGGUGGGUUCGAAGGGAAAGGUGGUCUUUUUAGGUGUUCUUGCGUUAUCUUGUUUUCGUGGUGAUCUUUUUGGCAGUUUUUGGUUUUGAGAGGGAAAAAAAGAGGGUUACUAUUCCCGCUUCGUGGGGAUGGAUCGGAGGGCGCUGGAUGAUAUCAUCCGGCGGCUGCUGGAAGUUAGAGGGAGUCGACCGGGGAAGCAGGUGCAGCUGUCGGAGGCGGAGAUCCGGCAACUGUGUGUUGUAUCGAAGGAUAUAUUUAUGCAACAGCCCAACCUUUUAGAGCUCGAGGCGCCUAUUAAGAUCUGCGUCAAAUAUGCUUCAGAGGAAAAAAGAGAUUUUUUAUUUCAUGCCGUCGGUUGUUCGAGCUCUCCGAAUCGGCAAAAAGGUGAUAUUCAUGGCCAGUAUUCUGAUCUUUUGAGGCUUUUUGAAUAUGGUGGGUUGCCACCUCAAGCCAAUUACUUGUUCUUAGGUGACUAUGUAGAUCGAGGGAAACAAAGCCUAGAGACCAUAUGCCUACUUUUGGCCUAUAAGAUUAAGUAUCCAGAGAACUUCUUUCUUUUGAGGGGCAAUCAUGAAUGUGCAUCUAUAAACCGUAUUUAUGGGUUUUACGAUGAAUGCAAGCGCAGAUUCAAUGUGAGGCUCUGGAAGGUCUUCACAGAUUGUUUUAAUUGCCUACCCGUGGCAGCUCUUAUUGAUGAAAAGAUUCUCUGCAUGCAUGGUGGUCUCUCUCCGGACUUGCAUGAUUUGGAUCAAAUUCGAAAUUUAGCAUGCCCUACUGAUGUGCCAGACACUGGGUUGCUUUGUGAUCUUUUAUGGUCAGAUCCUAGUAAUGAGAUUCAAGGUUGGGGAAUGAAUGAUAGAGGAGUAUCUUAUACUUUUGGGCCUGAUAGAGUGACUGAGUUUCUUCAGAAGCAUGAUCUGGAUCUGAUCUGCCGUGCUCACCAGGUGGUAGAGGAUGGAUACGAGUUCUUUGCUGACAGGCAACUUGUGACAAUUUUCUCUGCCCCAAAUUACUGUGGGGAAUUUGACAAUUCUGGUGCCAUGAUGAGUGUAGAUGAAACCUUGAUGUGCUCAUUCCAGAUUUUGAAACCUGCAGAAAAGAAGGCAAAGUUUGGGUUUGGUGGUAUGCCUGCAGCUAAAACUGGAACCCCUCCCUCUGGCACUAAGUCUUCUCUUGGUGCAAUGAACAAUCUUUGAGAACUAGUCAUGGCAUGCUGCCCACUGGUCACUCUUUCAAAAAGAUUCUGAACAGCGUAUAUGAUGACCAACUGUAAAAUAUUCCAAUUAGAACCUUUUUCCGUUUACAUUGGCACAUGUCUUGAUGACUAUGUACAAUUGAAUGUAACACAAACAUAUGGAGUUAACUUGACGCAUGGCAAUGAAUGUGGUUGGAUCGGAACAAAGGUGGAGUUGGCGCUUGAGGUAAAAAAGAUAACAACCCUAGUUGCUUUCUAAGCUUGUGUAUGGUGGACGCUAGUCACAUGUCCUCUGAAGGAACACCAUUUUGUUUCCUUUUACUUUUUUGCUUACGUGAUAUUCUCUGUUGCAUGCUA